CAAAACUCACACAACAGUAUAAAACAUCAGCUGCUCUAUCAGAGUUUCUCCACUCUCUCCCGAGCAUCUGAAGCAGAUAGACAGCUUUCACUCUUCAACGCCAAACAGAAAGACCAGAAUGUCUUCCUACUCCCAGUCCAUCAACGGUGGUGGGGGCGGUGGCUACAUGCGCAGCAGCAGCCGAUCCAUGUACGGAGGAUCUGGAGGUUCUGGAGUCAGAAUCUCCUCCGGUGUCUCCUCCAUGUCCAUGUCUGGUGGUGGCGGCGGCGGUAGAGCUGGCUAUGGCUUCGGCUCCGGUGGCGGAGCAGGAAGUGGUUUUGGCUUUGGCGCUGGAGGAGGCAGCGGCGUGGACAUCUCCGCCAACAAGAAGGCCACCAUGCAGAACCUGAACGACCGCCUGGCGACCUACCUGGACAAGGUGCACAAGCUGGAGACGGCCAACGGCGCCCUGGAGCUGAAGAUCAGACAGUUCCUGGAGAGCAAGGUCGGCCCGUCGGCCAGAGACUACAGCCACUUUUACGUCACCAUCGCAGAGCUGCAGGGGAAGAUCCAGGACGCUACCAGGAUCAACGGCUGCAACUACCUCAACAUCGGCAACGCCAAGCUGGCUGCCGACGACUUCAGGAUGAAGUGUGAGAACGAGUUGGCUAUGCGUCAGUCGAUGGAGGCCGACAUGGGCGAGCUGAGGAGAGUCCUGGACGAGCUGACUCUGACCCGGACCGACCUGGAGAUGCAGAUCGAGGGUCUGAAGGAAGAAUUCAUCCUCCUCAAGAAGGACCAUGAGGAGGAGCUGCUGGCGAUGCGAACGCAGAUGAGCGGCCAGGUGAAGGUGGAGGUGGACUCCGCUCCGGCCGUGGACCUCCAGAAGGUCAUCGAGGAGGUCAGGGAGCACUACGAAACCGUCACCAACAAGGGCCGCAAAGAACUGGAGACCUGGUUCCAUUCCAAGUCAGAACAGCUGAACAAAGAAGUCGCCGUCAGCACAGAAACUCUCCACUCGUCCAAAUCAGAGAUCACGGAGCUCAAGAGAACGCUGCAGGGCCUGGAGAUCGAGCUACAGUUGCAGCGCAGCAUGAAAGCGUCGUUGGAGUCGACUCUGGCCGAGACACAGAGCCGCUACGCCAUGCAGCUCAACGGCUACCAGAGGCAGGUGAUGGGUCUGGAGCAGCAGCUGAUGUCGCUGAGGGCCGACCUGGAGAGACAGGGACAGGAGUACCAGAUGCUGCUGGACAUCAAGACCAGACUGGAGAUGGAGAUCGCCGAGUACAGGAGGCUGCUGGACGGAGAGGGCGGCGGCGGAGAAAGCGGUGGCAGUGGCAGCGGGGUGCAGAGGCGUGAUCUGAUGAAAUAUUCCUGUGAACUGGAAGUGGACACAAACACAGUAAACGAAAAACUCAAACUGUCUGACAACAACAAGAAGGUGACAUGGAUGGGAGAGGAUCAGCCAUAUCCUGAUCAUCCAGACAGAUUUGAAUCCUGGUAUCAGUUGCUGUGUAGAAAUGGUCUGACUGGUCGCUGUUACUGGGAGGUCGAGAGGAGAGGAGAUGUUUAUAUAUCAGUGAGUUACAGAGGAAUCAGGAGGAAAGGAUACAGUGAAGACUGUGUGUUUGGAUGGAAUGAUCAGUCCUGGAGUCUGAUCUGCUCUGAUGAUGAUGGUUACUGUGUCAGGCACAAUAAGAUAAAAACAGUCCUCACUUCCUCCCCUGUCUCUAACAGAGUAGCAGUUUAUGUGGACUGUCCUGCUGGCACUCUGUCCUUCUACACAGUCUCCUCUGACUCACUGAUCCACCUCCACACCUUCAACACCACAUUCACUGAACCUCUUUAUCCUGGGUUAAGGGUCUGGUCAGCUGGUUCCUCAGUUUCUCUGUGUCCUCUGUAGGAGGAGACAAGGUCCUGUCCUGUGGUUUAAAUGUUGGAGGAUGAGGCUUCACUUUGGUUCAUAUUAGUAGUUAGUCAGAAAUUAGUCAGAAAUGUUCUUCUUCUUCUUUAGUAAUGUUGAAAUGAUCUCCUCAGGGAUGAAAACUAGUUGUGUAUAAACUGUGUUGACUUUUGAUUUUCACUUUAAUCAUGUUUUAUUGGAGCAGCUUCAACUGUUAGUGAUUUAUUUCCAUAAAGGUUUAAAGAUUAAAAAAGACUUGUUGAGUUCAA
Molecule: messenger RNA, 2151 nt
Organism: Perca flavescens (yellow perch)
Lineage: Eukaryota; Metazoa; Chordata; Actinopteri; Perciformes; Percidae
Product: keratin, type I cytoskeletal 13
Exons: 8
Coding region: 119-1882 (587 amino acids)
Cellular component (GO): cytoskeleton
Molecular function (GO): structural molecule activity; protein binding
Source: RefSeq, a predicted model, not a curated record